UUGCGCCUCACGACGAUUCCAUCUCCAGUCUUUACGAAGACUGAAAGCCAAAUGCGAAAUCGAUCUGGCAUGAAGAUGGCGGUCGACACAGACAACAACGAUAUAUUUGAUUGUAUCGUCAUGGCGGACGAAAAAUUCCGCGGGGAGGGCUACGAAGAAGGCUUUAAGAAAGGGACCCACCAAGGUCUGCAGACUGGCCGCAGACAUGGAGCCUCUCAUGGGGCUCAACUGUCCGCGGAGAUUUCCUUCUAUUAUGGAUUUGUCGUGACGUGGAAAUGUCUUGUGCAGCACACAUCAGAGCCCAAACAAAGAAAACGCCUCAAAACCCUAGAAUCGCUUCUGGGUUUGAUCCAGAAUUCCAGCUACGAAGAGCCGCAAUCUGCAAAACUCAAGGACGAUAUGGGGAGGCUUCGGAGCAAAUUCAAACAGGUCUGCUCCAUCCUCAGCGUCCAUACUGACUUCAAGGAUUACACCAAAACGUCGACUGGAGCUUCGUUCUAAGUCUUGGCAAGACUCGAGUGGCAAACGCGACACGAGAAACUAUAUGACGUCAUAUCUGUAAAACCCAAAGACGCAGCGGCAUUGUUUCGACGGAUGUGCAACCUGGAUAUCCACACCACGAUGGAGACGCGAAGCAUUUGUUGAAGUCUUAUUGUUUUGUUGUUUCAUUCCAAAAUACGUUGUAUACGUAUACGUUUGUAAAGUUGACAAAUAAAUAAUGAUUUGCA
Molecule: messenger RNA, 728 nt
Organism: Phycodurus eques (leafy seadragon)
Lineage: Eukaryota; Metazoa; Chordata; Actinopteri; Syngnathiformes; Syngnathidae
Gene: lto1
Product: LTO1 maturation factor of ABCE1
Exons: 1
Coding region: 52-501 (149 amino acids)
Source: RefSeq, a predicted model, not a curated record